This is a messenger RNA of Scaptodrosophila lebanonensis, 3032 nucleotides long. It is a transcript of the gene Ptpmeg2, whose product is annotated as tyrosine-protein phosphatase non-receptor type 9. The coding region runs from base 274 to 2754 and encodes 826 amino acids. Gene Ontology annotation, molecular function: protein tyrosine phosphatase activity. The record is from RefSeq and is a predicted model, not a curated record. NCBI's taxonomy places the organism in Eukaryota, Metazoa, Arthropoda, Insecta, Diptera, Drosophilidae. Gene Ontology annotation, biological process: protein dephosphorylation. The transcript has 8 exons.
AUUUUUUUAAUUUAUUAUUUGCUUAUGGCCAAAUGGUGUAUUAGCGAUAACAACUACCGUUAAGUAGCUUUAGGCAGCAAAAGUCAGCCUCACACAGGCGCACCCACAACAAAAUAUCGAUAAGUUUAUAUUUCGGUUGUUGUUAUUGUUUUGUGUUCUCGUUUUCGUUGUGUGUAUGUGUUUCUUCUCCCCUCUACACUUCGUGUAACGUGUGCAAAAAAAAAUUAGUUAAAUGAAAGUUGUAAAGGACAAAUAAACAAUAACAACAACAAAAUGCUUCAGGAUAAACAAAAAGAAGCAGACGAUAAUGCGGAUUAUGAUAAUAAUGGAUGUCAUUGCAGACUCUUUCUUUACAUUGCCAAGGCUGUGAAACAAUUUAUUGAUCUCUGCAACAAUCUGGGCACAACAUGGACCUCCACACCAACUGCAACAACAACAGCGGCCGCAGCAGGACCUUCCUCGAACAACACACAGUUUGCAACAACAACAACACAAGCAGCAGCAGCAGCAACAACAACAGUCGCUGCCGGAAGUCCAAAUUCUCCGCCCAUUAGGCGAAACAUUUCACACAGCACGGCUGUUAAGUUCUUGUAUGCCCGAAAAUUUGAUGUUGAGCGGGCGGUUUCGCUUUAUGAGCAACAUGAACAGAUACGCCAAAAGGAAUAUCUAUUUAAUAUUAACCCGGAUGUGGAACCGUUGCGUUCUGAGCUUCAAACUGGCAAAUUUACAAUACUGCCUGCGCGCACAUUAAGUGGCGCCGCUAUUGCGCUCUUCACAGCCAAUCGUCACAGUCCAUUGAGCGUAUCGCAUACGACCACAUUGCAGGGUAUUGUCUAUCAGUUGGACUGCGCCCUGCAAAAUCCGGAGACGCAGAAGGCUGGACUGGUCUUUAUAUACGAUAUGAGUGGCUCAAAGUAUUCAAAUUUCGAUUACGAUUUGUCGCAGAAGAUUCUGACUUUAUUGAAGGGUGGCUAUCCGGCACGUCUGAAGAAAGUGUUAAUUGUGACGGCGCCGCUGUGGUUUAAGGCGCCGUUCAAAAUACUGCGCCUCUUUGUACGGGAAAAGCUGCGCGAACGCGUUUUUACCGUUUCGGUGCCGCAGCUCGUUUGGCACGUGCCUCACAAGGCGCUCCCUUUGCAUUUGGGUGGCACACUGGAAAUCGAUCACGCCACAUGGUUGCUAACUUGCCGCCAAUCGAUGACGAAUCGUGAAGACGAACUGCUUGCCAAUAUUGUGGGUGUCGGUGUCGGUGGUGCGGUGGCGCCCGCAACGACGUCGACAGUAAGCAACGGCAGUGCUGCCAAUGCUAGUGCAGCCUCAGCGGCAACAACAACAACAGGGACGACGGCAACAGCAACGACAAUAAUUAGUGCAGUCCAUCAACUGACUGAUAACAACACGACCGUCGUUACGGUCAGCGACAAUUCGACGGCAGUGGUUGGUGGUGCAGCAGCGACAACGACAGCAACGAGUGGUGGCAACAAACAAACAAACGGUACGGCCGAAGAAACAAACGAGAACAUCACAAUUAACGGACUGAGUCCGAGUCAUCAUCGUGCCACAACCAAUACGCUCAGAUUAAAUACCAGCGGCAUACCACAGAGCAACGGGACCGGGGGCGACACUGUGUCUGCCAUAGCAGUGGCAGCGGCGGCGCAAACAAGUGGAACUGUUGGUGCAACUGUGGCGCUUAACGGUGGCAGUGGUGGUGCCAACAAUGGCAGCGGUGGCGGUGAAUUCUGGUCUGAGAAUCCACCAAGUAGUGCUUCCUCUGGCUUCAGUGAUGACGACAGUCUGGCCGGCCAAGAGGGUGAUCCAAAAACAAUUAAUCAAAUCGCUGAAAUGGUCAAGGAGCGCGGUCGUGCGGGUUUAUGUAGAGAGUAUGGCGAUAUAAGGAAUCGUGCUCCCGAUGGCACAUUCUCGCAUGCGCGCAUGCGCAGCAAUGUAACCAAAAAUCGAUAUACAGAUGUCCUUUGCUAUGAUCAUAGUCGCGUGGUCCUGGCGAACGAAGGCGAUGACCCAUCCGAUUACAUAAAUGCGAAUUUUGUCGAUGGUUACAAACAGAAGAAUGCAUAUAUUUCAACUCAAGGUCCACUACCAAAGACAUCCCUGGACUUUUGGCGCAUGAUCUGGGAACAACAGUGCUUAGUUAUAGUUAUGACAACGCGCGUUAUGGAACGUGGGCGUGUUAAGUGCGGCCAAUACUGGGAGCCGACUGAAGAUAGUUCCUUAGAGUUUGGAAAUUACCAUGUGCGAACAAUUAGCGUCGAGUGCAAUGAAGAUUAUACGGUUGCCUCGUUAGAAUUGAGAAACAUAAAGACUGACGAAAUCCGCAAUGUCUCACAUUGGCAAUUCACCAGCUGGCCGGAUUACGGCGUUCCCAGCUCGGCAAUGGCAAUGCUGAACUUUUUGCAAAAGGUGCGCGAUAAGCAAGCGCAAAUGGUUCGCGCCCUUGGCGAUACCUGGGCGGGUCAUGCGCGUGGUCCGCCCAUUGUGGUGCACUGCAGUGCGGGCAUUGGACGCACAGGCACUUUCAUCACGCUGGACAUUUGCAUAUCGCGGCUGGAGGAUGUGGGCACGGCUGACAUUCGGGGUACCGUUGAGAAGAUUCGAUCCCAGCGCGCCUAUUCAAUACAAAUGCCCGAUCAGUAUGUUUUCUGCCAUCUGGCCCUCAUCGAGUACGCCCUUUCACGGGGCAUGCUUCAGUCGGUGGAUUUGGCAGGCUUUGAUGACCGGGAACAGGACUCGGAGUAAGGAAGAACUGUUGGAGUCGUUGCUGCUUCGGCUUCUGCCACAAUGUACAGUUAUUGGCGGCACCACUGACCACCACCACAACAGCAACAACAACAACAGCAACAAAAACCAACCAACCAACAAUAACAAAUUGUAUACACAUACAUGCGUCUUAUGUAUUUGCUUUUAAAUUCGUUUUUUUUUUUCUUACUAAAUGUUCGCCUGUCUGUUUUUAUAUUUUAAAUAUUUAAAUAUUAUAAUUUGCUGUAGAAACUUUAAUAAAAUCUUGUGUAACUGUG